Messenger RNA from Penicillium oxalicum, 2091 nucleotides. RefSeq lists its product as uncharacterized. Gene Ontology annotation, biological process: poly(A)+ mRNA export from nucleus. Lineage: Eukaryota; Fungi; Ascomycota; Eurotiomycetes; Eurotiales; Aspergillaceae. Gene Ontology annotation, molecular function: protein binding; RNA binding. The transcript is spliced from 3 exons. The coding region runs from base 1 to 2091 and encodes 696 amino acids. Gene Ontology annotation, cellular component: nucleus. The record is from RefSeq and is a predicted model, not a curated record.
AUGAAGACCAUGAAGUCCCGCCGUCCGGGGGGUGACCGCGGGGGCAUUCGCAAGCGGGGCGCUACUCGUACCGACCGCGAUGGCGACAUGGAUAUGGAUGGCCCUGGUGGACGGGGAGGAAAACGUCGUGGGGGUGGUUCGAACCGCCCGAGUGGCUCAGGCUCAGGUUCUGGCGCUGGAGUUUCUCGCCCUUCUCGUGCUGGCGGCGAUCGACCCCAGGCACGCGACAAGACCUUGGAUGCCAUUCAGAAAGCACUCCUAGAUACCCGUGAGACACAAGUCAAUAUUCGAAAGGGAAAACCGAAUUCCUCGGGUAAUCUGGAGUCUUUCGGCGUUCGCGGCUGGAAGGCGAGCAACGCUGCCAGCAAUCGAGAUGGCGGAGUCGAGAGUCUGCUUGCAUUUCUCGAACGAAAAAUGAACAGCCACACCAAGUCAGGACCGCGCGCGAAAAUCACCAAGUCGCGCGUCGAGGGCGACACUCUUGUGGUCUCCGUCCGGCCCGACCUCGCUGACAGGAUCCUUCGUGUCAAUGAUGCUUAUUUUGCUGGGGUGCAUAUUGUUGUGGAGCCCUAUGAUGGUUCCUCAAGCGCCGUGCUCGACCGUGAACUGGGGACCGCAACAAGCACAUCUCAAUCGACAGCUGACACCAAGUCAAAAAUGACAAUGAUCCUAUCCAAGCGCUACUAUCCUGAUACUAAGCUGCUCGAUCUUUCGAAACUCUCAUCUGACCCGGAUCUUGUUGCCAUGGGUAUCUUCAAUCAAACUUCGACCGAAUCCAAAUUCUUCCCGGCUCUGAUGAAGGUCUGGGAAAUGGGAUUCACCGACGCCACCCAGCGACGGGAAGCGGUCGAGAGUGUGAGCCUGGCUCACAACUCCCUCACAAAUGUCACGGCGGUGACUACACUCUCUCAGACCUUCCCCGAUCUCAAAAACCUCGAUCUCUCCCACAACAACUUGAAAGAUUCCCGCUCCAUAAGCGCGUGGCGAUGGAAGUUCCGCAACCUCGAAUUCCUCGACCUUACCGAGAACCCCUUCAGCGCAGAGUCUAAUUUCAAAGAGACUUUGAUGAAAUGGUAUCCCAAGCUGCAGACUCUGAACAAUGUCAUUGUCCGCACACCUGAAGAGAUUGCGGCCCAAAAGAAGACGCCAAUUCCCGUACAAGCCCCCCACUUCCAAGACGAGGGUCAAAUUGCGGAGAACUUCAUUCGCGCAUUCUUUGUGCGCUUUGAUAGCAAUCGGGAUGAGCUUGCUCAGAGUUUCUACGACAGUCAUUCGGAAUUCACCAUGAAUGUCAACACCUCUGCCCCUAAAGCGCAGCAGACCGAAGCUGCAGGAUGGGACCCAUACAUCAAGAAGAGUCGAAAUCUUCUCAAAAUCAACCAUCUGCCCGCACGCAUGUCUCGAUCCUACCUCGGCGCCGAUAAGAUUCUUGAGGUGUGGAAGAGCUUGCCAGAGACUCGCCACCCCGACAUGGCUGCCCACCCCGAGGAAUACUUGAUUGAAUGCCACCCAGUUCCCGGAUUGCCAGACCCUACCGGGCAAAGCCCUACCGGUGUCGGUGGGCUCAUGGUGAUGGUUCAUGGCAAGUUUGAAGAAAGCGUUGGGGGCAAGGUUGAGACGCGCAGCUUCGAUCGUACCUUUAUUCUCGGUCCUGGCAGUGGCGUUGGGGGCAUCCGGGUCAUCAAUGAUAUCCUGUGCCUUCGAGCUUACGGUGGUCACGAGGCGUGGAGUCCCGAGAACCAGGCCAUCCCGUACGCCACUGUCCCCGCCGUCCCUUCUGGAGUGGGAGCCACUGCGGCUGCUGUUCCUUCUGCGCCUCUUGUUACAGCGCCGGCCCCCGUACCCGCUGCGCCCCUUGUUCAAGCCGGCAUGCCUCCAGGUUACGGUGUUCCCGGCCCUGGCAAGACAGAGGUCCAGGUCCAGCAAGAGCAAUUGGUGGCGCAGAUGAGUGCGAAGUCGGGCAUGACGCUUCAGUUCUCAGAAAUGGCACUCUCUGGAAAUGGAUGGAACUUUGAUGCGGCAUGGCGAAACUUCGAGGAGCUCAAGGCUUCGGGGACGCUGCCCGCCAGUGCCUUCCUAUCUGCGGCCUGA